AUGAUGCUAACUCAGGCUCGCCAGUACCUGUCGCAACUUCGUAGGAGGGCGUACGGGAAUCCGGCUCUUAUCCCACUGAAAUCGGAGUCCGAGUCUGCCACCGCUACCGUACCGGUGACGAUAGAUCUAGCUGAGAAGACGAAACUCGGACCCCAGUCUCCGGAGUUGCUGGACCUAGAUGUUGCAGACCAAUUAUUAGUUCAACGCUCGCGGCAAAGCAGUGGUGCCUCUGAAACAAGUGCACUUGAAAAGGAAACCUCUAAGUACAGUGGCUCAACUAUCGUGUCCGACGGUCCCAGCAGCUAUGCAAAACAAUCGACGCCUCUUAACAAUCAACGCGAAUGGUUGGAUCCUGAUCGAGCGGACUCCCAGACUCCCAAAUUACAUGGCUUAGUGCCCGCUAAAAAGCUCAGGCUAUCUCCAAAAGCAGAGGCCAUUCUGCAUGAGGCAAAUAACGAGAGCAUCCCAACACCGAGAAAUACAAGCAACCAAACUACUUUUUCUGAAAAGUCGGACAUCACCGUUUGCCACGAUCCGUCGAAGCGAUGUCAGAGUCCAAUCGUUGCGUUGGAUACGGUGCUCUCUGAAACGGCGACAGACCCGUUUUCUGACGCUCAUGCGAUCACGGAAUGCUCAAAGAUAUCAUCGCAGUCCCGGACUUUGCAAAACACGACUAACCAUGACGAUGCCACCGAGAAACGAAGCUUUGAACAGUUUACCACUCCUGUAGAUUCGAAUGACGUUCAGCUGCCAGCCACCGUGAUAAACUCAAGGCAGGCGAGCAACUCCUCUUACGGAGCCUCGCGCAGGAUUCUGGAAGGCACAAACAUCGCUCGCCGUGAAUUCGCAAGGUCUAGGGCUUUCCUUGCAUUCAAUACUUCAGCUCCCUAUUUCUCUUUGGAAGCGCUUGCACCCCCCAGGGGCGAUCCGGAAGUUUUCGUUAUUCCAACUACAAACCACACAGGAUCUUUAUUGCAUCGGAUCCGAACCGCGAAAUCUAGUUUGACAAUGGGGAAAAAAUACAGCAUCAGAGGAAAGUUGCGACGUAUGAAGACGUUGGCAACCCUUGUUACACAAUAUCAGGUCGGCUCCUUGACAGGUAAAAGGUUGGAAGAUUUGUCCCGACUUGGAGGGGAGAGCAUAUUAUCGAAACUUCCUCCUCGCUAUUUCCCUGGAACGUUAAGGCUUCCAACUUGUAUCGCCGCGCCCAUUAGCGCAUUGGUUAACUAUGGUACCGCUACUCCUUUUAUACAUCGCGAGAUGGGGAAUCAUGAGCAAGUUAAUGCUCUAUAUAGCUAUUUUGCUGGCCAAGUAUUGGGGGCGGAAAAACUCAAGGAAAAGAUAAGCAAGACGAUGAGGCCAACAGAUCUUCCCCUGGAGCAGAUAAACGCACACGGGCGUGGCAGUAAUGAUUAUAUGCACGUCAUUUCUACCGUACUGAAACACUUUUUCGCCGAAAUUCCGGGCGGCAUAUUGGGCUCCAUGCGAUUGUAUCACGCAUUGGAGAGAAUCUCUGCGAACGAUUUCUCUCCAAUAAACAGUCGCCAUGACCCUGGCCAAAAGGAUUACCUGCCAGAUAUACCAACUUCUUUGGCGGCCAGGGUAAGAAUGAUAGUCCUGGCGAUAAUAGCGUUGACGACAGACGCUCAGUUAGAGCUCAUUUGUGCUAUCUUUGGCCUUCUUGCGGUCACGGCCGAUGAAUCUUAUGUAUUGAGGGAAUUCCAUUAUCACCAUCUCCAUCCGAAAUCGGAAUGUGAUCGAUGUGAAGGGCUUACAGACUCCAUCCAACUAGGGGAGGAUUUCGGACACCUUCUGUACGGAAUUAGAGAAGCCGGACUCACUACGGCCUCUAAAAUGAGUCUAGAGACGCGCGCGGCCGAUGUUACCACUAUGCUGAUUGAUCUGUGGAAAGACAUUUCGCGGCAGCUCUGGACGUGGGAGAUUAUCGAUGCUCGAAUGGGGUAA
This is a messenger RNA of Uncinocarpus reesii 1704, 1965 nucleotides long. RefSeq lists its product as uncharacterized. The record is from RefSeq and is a predicted model, not a curated record. The transcript has 3 exons. The coding region runs from base 1 to 1965 and encodes 654 amino acids. NCBI's taxonomy places the organism in Eukaryota, Fungi, Ascomycota, Eurotiomycetes, Onygenales, Onygenaceae.